UAAUAUAAUUAAAAAAGGCAAAAAAUGGUGGAUUUUGAACCUUAAAACUUCUGUUACUUUUCAACUCUGUCUGCAUGAGAUCAAACAAUCUGUUAAUGUUCUUAGGAGAAACAUAAUUUUCCUUAGUAUUGGUGAUAAUAGGCUAUGAAGGCGUGUAAGUUUUUUGCACAAGCUAUUUUGAGAUUAUGCUUUUGUUUUAUAUUAUUGUUCCAGUUGUUUUAAUAAAGUCCAGCUGUUUGAUGAAUCAGCUUCUUCAUGUCUUUGGAAAUGUUACUUUCAUGCUCUCUGUUUCCAAUAUGUUGUUAGAAAUUCUUUUGGUUAGACCCUUGUAGUGUAUUAGCUUCUUGAAGUGUUUUAUGAUUCUUUUAAUUUUUAUGGGGCCAAACAGCAGCACCACUAUCACAAACUGCUGCAAUGAAUGUUAACUUUUAUAUUUUAAAGUCAUUUUCAUUGUGUUUCCUUUCCUUGUAAAGCUUUUAAUCAGAUGCCAGGAGUGAACGUGGAUGGAUAUGCUAGGUGUCCUAUGUUUACAGCGGGGAUCUUUUUGAAAAUAUAAAUAAUUGAAGUUGUCCAAUGUUUUUGGGGGCUGGUCAUUCACAAAAUACUAAUAACUGAGGACACAUCCAAAUACUUUGAGAUCUGAGUUUUCAAUGAAGUACCAAUCUAUUUUGAUAUAUUUCUGCAUUCAGUGGAUGAUGUGCCUGUAGCAUUCUUCAUUGAAAUAUGUGCAAGAGGCAUCAUGUUCUGCUUCCUUUUACCUAUGUUGAUGUUUGCUCCAAUGACCUGUUUUUGUUGAGUGGUGGUUACCUUGUGCAUUCCGAGGUCCACAGAACAAAACUGAAUUAUUAAACACAAAUACUAAAGCACAUGCCAUAGGGUAAAUGUAUUUGGAUGAAAGUGCAGUAACAUAAAUCACAUGAAUGGUUUUUAUCUGAUCUCGCUAUCUCUCUCUCUCAAUUUAGGUAUAUUCUGAAAAUGGCGAAAGUUAAUAAGGUGCGAUGCAAGGCUGAUUCCCGGCAGCACAGAUUGACACCACAUGCAUUGUCAUCUUGUUCACGGAAGGCUGUUAAAAGUUGUCACUUGAACAAAAAACAUUCAAUAACUUCAGAGAAGAAAGAUUGGGAAGGUGCUACCUGCUCUAUUUGUCUAGAGCAUCCUCACAACGCAGUGCUUCUCCUUUGCUUCUCUUAUAAAAAGGGCUGCCGUCCAUAUAUGUGUGCCACCAGUCGUCGUUUUUCCAACUGUCUUGAACAAUACAAGAAAGCUUAUACAAAAAUAACUCCUACAGAAGGGGCGCAGCAAGAAAGCAAUUCAACGGAUCAUUCAAGACCCGCUUUGCAUAUGGAGCCAGCCAAUGAGAGGGCAGAGGUUCCAGAGCUUUUAUGUCCACUUUGUCGAGGGCAGGUUAAAGGUUGGACAGUGGUGGAACCAGCUCGUAAGCAUCUCAAUGCCAAGAAAAGAACCUGCAUGCAGGAUAAGUGCUCAUUUGCUGGAACUUAUAAGCAGCUGAGGAAGCAUGUUAAGGCAAAGCACCCAUUGGCACAACCUCGAGCUGUGGAUCCUUUACUCAAAGAAAAAUGGAAGAAGUUUGAAUGUGAAAGAGAGAGAAAUGAUGUAAUCAGCACGAUUAUGUCAUCAACACCUGGGGCACUGGUGCUUGGUGAUUAUGUGAUUGAGCCGGGGUACCGUGGCAUUCAUAAUGACUACGAUUCUGAUUCUGAUUCAUCAUUGGAUGAUGGUUUCUUAUCUCUGGGGUCGUUUGAUAGAGGGCAGAGUAGUGGCUUCCGCUUUCGUAAUGGAUAUCACCUAGACUAUGAUUCAUUGGAUGAGGAUGAUUAUGGGACGCGCCGUCCAGGCCCUCCUGGUUCUGCGGCAAUAACUGGACGCAGUUUUCACAGGAUACUGCUGGAGAGACCAAGGAGGCGGUGGUAUAGAGGUAGUAGAGGUCGAAGCUACUGAACGUGAUUGGGGUUACAAAGGCGGUAAUCAACUAUCUCGAAUUGGUUUCUCUAUAUUUUUUUCUGCUGCGAUCAUGUGCCAUGUGUGAUGGUUGCCUAUGUACCCUGAUGUGGUGCUAUGCCAUUGGUGUCAAAUAAGUGUGGUUUCCAACAAAUAUUAGGAAUGAUAGUCUGAGGGCCUUGCCUAUGGUUAGGUCACUAGUUCCGAUGAGGAUUAAAGCAUUUAAUUGGUCUGUUUAGGUGCACGAUUGACUAUCAUUUUCGUGCAUGGUAAUUUGAACUGGGAUCGUGUUGGUUCGUUGUUGAUAUAUUUCUUUCGUGAUUGAUGCUUUCUUUUUCCUCGUUUAUAUUCAACGAGUCUCUCACCGUUAUGUAUCCUGCACAUCUUGGACUGAAGAUUCAAGCACUAUCUGGUCUCCUUUUGGCUUG
This is a messenger RNA of Populus euphratica (Euphrates poplar), 2387 nucleotides long. RefSeq lists its product as uncharacterized. NCBI's taxonomy places the organism in Eukaryota, Viridiplantae, Streptophyta, Magnoliopsida, Malpighiales, Salicaceae. The coding region runs from base 976 to 1959 and encodes 327 amino acids. The record is from RefSeq and is a predicted model, not a curated record. The transcript is spliced from 2 exons.